This is a messenger RNA of Chara braunii, 916 nucleotides long. Lineage: Eukaryota; Viridiplantae; Streptophyta; Charophyceae; Charales; Characeae. The record is from the annotation of a GenBank genome assembly.
GUGAUGAUUGGGUGUGAUCGUUUGACUGUGUUUCGUUUGACUGUGAUUCGUCAUCUUUGAUCUUUGACCGUUUUCUUGAUGGCUGCUUCUGUGCCUUCGCGUACCUGUUACACGUGUGGGUCUCCUCAUCAUUAUAUGCGUGAGUGCCCACACCGUGGUUUUGCUCCUCGACCUCCGGCGACGGGUGCUAAUGCUAUACCUACGGGUCCAUCCACCGCGGUGCCACCGGUUUUAGCUCUGCCUCCACCAAGUUAUGCGAAUCCGGUUCCAGCUCCGGCUCCAGUAUAUCCAAGCACAUCAAAUUAUGCAUCAAACUAUCAAGGUCAGCCGCGGGGCGGGUUCUGGAAGACCAAUCAGGAGAGGUUGGACAAAUGUUAUGCUAAAGUCAUCGCCGACGAGGAACAGGCGGCUAAGAAGAAAGAAGAAGACGAGCGUAAGAUGAAACUCAAGGAAGAGGAAGAUCGGAAGAAAGAAUGGAAGGAGGAGCGGGAGAAGCUCGAAGCUGAGAUGGCCGCUCGAAUCGACAAACGAAUGGAGUUGGUCUGUGGUACUAAGAAUCGAACGGACGGUGCUGGUUGUGAGAAGGUGAAUGAGGAACUGUUGCAGCUUCGUAAGGAAAACGAAAGCUUGCGUAAGCGUUUGACUGGUGAAGGUACAUCAUGCAGCGAGGAUAGGAUUAGCAGUUUGCAACGGGAGAUGGCAGAUUUGAAACGACAGAUGGUUGAAAAACGAUGUGGUGAUGAUGAGGUGUUCGCUUUGAAGAAAGAGAUUGAGGAGUUGCGUGGUACGGCGUUAGUGAAGAUCAAUUUUGAGCAGGAGAUUGCCGGCUGAGAACUGAGGUCAAUAUGAUGAGGGGACAAAGUAUGAAAGCGGUCAAUGAAGCAGCAAGGUGGAGGAAUGAAGCACUGAGACCCGG